Messenger RNA from Ceratotherium simum simum (southern white rhinoceros), 441 nucleotides. NCBI's taxonomy places the organism in Eukaryota, Metazoa, Chordata, Mammalia, Perissodactyla, Rhinocerotidae. The record is from RefSeq and is a predicted model, not a curated record.
AAUAUGUCCGGACGUGGCAAGCAGGGCGGCAAAGCUCGCGCCAAGGCCAAGACCCGCUCUUCGCGGGCCGGGCUGCAGUUCCCCGUGGGCCGAGUGCACCGCCUGCUCCGCAAGGGCAACUAUGCCGAGCGGGUCGGGGCCGGCGCGCCGGUGUACCUGGCGGCGGUGCUGGAGUACCUGACGGCCGAGAUCCUGGAGCUGGCGGGCAACGCGGCCCGCGACAACAAGAAGACGCGCAUCAUCCCGCGCCACCUGCAGCUGGCCAUCCGCAACGACGAGGAGCUCAACAAGCUGCUGGGCCGCGUGACCAUCGCGCAGGGCGGCGUCCUGCCCAACAUCCAGGCCGUGCUGCUGCCCAAGAAGACCGAGAGCCAUCACAAGGCCAAGGGCAAGUGAGGUUUAAGACCUGUGCAGCAGAAGCCCAAGGCUCUUUUCAGAGCC